AUGACCGGGCCUAGACGAAACGGAAGUGAAUCCGGGAUUCACAAGAAGAAGCGACGGCGCAAGCACAAAAGGUGCGCAAGUCUCGGUCCGGGAUCGAGACUCUUCAAAAAGAAGAUGGAGCUGGUGAACCUUCCGACUGAUACGUCGGAGUCGACGUCGCUUCCAGUCAUGAGCUGGAAGCGCUUCGCAAAGGACCUCGCCACUGAGAGUGAAGAUACUCUCAGUGCCAAGAAGAAGAAGGAACUCUUCGACGAGCAGAGUUGGGACUCACUGAAGUCGAGGCCCUAUUACGAGAUUCUGCGAGAUCACAGAGACGUGCUCCCGGACGAGAUCCCUGCGGAGCUUCUGCCGGACAAGGGAAUACAGCACGAGGUUGAUCUCGUGCCGGGGACGAAGUAUUGCGUGACGCGGCAGUGGCCACUGCCGCGGGAGCAAGUGAAGGCAAUCGACGACUUCUUCGAAAGUCGUCGCAAGGCAGGACAAACGCCGAUACCUCGAAAAGAUGUCAUCAUCGAUUCGAUGUCCAAGAGCACCAUCUACAGUGCUCUUGAUCUGAGAGACGGGUUCUAUCAGAUCCUUAUGCGUGAGAGCGAUAUCCCUCUCACGGCGGUAAACACUCCAAGCGGUAUGCUUUGGGAGUGGGUGGUUAUGCCGCAAGGACAGAAGAACACCCCUGCGACGUUCAAUAGAUGCGUGACGCAUCUAUUGCGUUCGGUGCGCGACUUCGCACCGAGCUACUUCGACGAUGUGUACGUUCACAGCCGGGCUGUGGAGGAGAAGACGGACGUCGAGAUGCACAAGGAGCAUCUCCGGGAACUGCUUGGGCUCAUGCUCAAGCACAAGCUCUAUGCGAACCUGAAGAAGUGCAUCUUCGGUGCGAGCGACAUACCCGUGCUAGGGUGUCUCGUUGGAAAGAAUGGCGUACGCCCUGACCCCGAGAAGGUCAGAGUGAUCAAUGAAUGGCCUACGCCAUCCAACGUGAAGGAACUGCGGCAGUUUCUUGCCCUUGCCACGUACUUGUGCAAGUACGUGGACAACUACGCAGGCAAGAUUCGCCCUCUAUCGCAGCUUCUGAAGAAGGAAGCUGCGUGGGAAUGGACUGCUGAAUGUCAGCAGGCGUUCGAUGCAGUCAAGCUGGGCUUGACCGAAACGCCGAUCUUGGCUGUGGCUGACCAAGAUCGCCCCUUUCAUGUAGUGUGUGACGCAGCCGAUUUGGCGAUCGGAUGUGCGUCAAUGCAACUCGAUCACGAGGGCCGUGAUCGGGAGUUCCUUGCCAUGAAGUACGCACUCGCGAAGUUCCGAGUGUACUUACUCGACAACACGCCGUUCGUGGUCCAUACGGACCACGCGUCGUUAAGGGCGGCUUUGAAGUCUCCGCACAUCUCGCAACAAAUGGCGAGAUGGUUGUCCUUCUUCGCGGAGCACAACUUCCGGGUCGAAUACAAACCCGGAAGGUUGAAUGUUGCGGACGCGUUGUUGCGACGACCGGAUUAUGCUGUCAAGACAGUCGACGUCAACCAGAUUGACGUCGCUCGGACAUAUACACCGUCGUCGUUCUUGUUGGACGAGGUGAAUGACUCAAACGCGAAGCAGCUGAUCGAGUUUCUCUCAGCUCCUUCCGACAAAGCACGUUGGAAGUUGGCCCCUCGUCUACGAGCGGGUGCACACCGGUAUCGUGUGCACGACGGUCUACUGUUUUACAGCGCUGUAGACGACAAUGCGGACCGCAUUGUCGUACCGAAUGAUCCUGACCUGCCCAGCAGGAUCAUGUAUGAGUAUCACGAUGUUCCCACGGCAGGACAUCCGGGACGUGAGAAGACGUAUUCUCUUCUCACGAGAGAAUUCUACUGGAACCACCACUACAAGUGGGUGCGCAAGUACAUCAUGCAUCUCGCGGCUGUCGCAGCGGAGGUGACCUCCGUACAGAUGGCACGUCUAUUCGUCGACAUGGUGUUCAAGCAUCAUGGCAUGCCCAACGACUUUGUGUCGGACCGCGAUCUGCGCUUCACAGCGCGUUUCUGGCAAGAAGUGUUCACACUUCUUGGAACGCAGUUCUCAAUGUCGACUGCGGAUCAUCCGCGGACGGACAGGCAAACCGAGCGCUUGAACCGCGUGCUCGUGGACUUGCUGAAGAGCUACGCCCAGUCGUUCCACAACUGGAGCGACUACUUGCCGAUGGCCGAGUUCACCAUCAACAACGCGAAUACAGCUGAUAUCGAUCUAUCAGCUGCGAUGACACGAGCGAGAGCGAGAGCCCGCACACGACAAGGCGACGUGUCAGUGCCGGGCAGUGACACUGUGAAGAACCACGAGCAGGCGACACCUGUUUCGUCCAAGGACAACAUGUAUGUGCGGGGCACAGACACCUUGUAG
This is a messenger RNA of Phytophthora megakarya, 2373 nucleotides long. NCBI's taxonomy places the organism in Eukaryota, Oomycota, Peronosporomycetes, Peronosporales, Peronosporaceae. The record is from the annotation of a GenBank genome assembly.